Molecule: messenger RNA, 627 nt
Organism: Sycon ciliatum
Lineage: Eukaryota; Metazoa; Porifera; Calcarea; Leucosolenida; Sycettidae
Exons: 6
Coding region: 1-627 (208 amino acids)
Source: RefSeq, a predicted model, not a curated record
AUGGCAACGUUACAAGAAGAAGUCAAAAGUACAACUGUCGAGAUGAACAAGAAAAGGUGGAAAGGUGUUUGGGAAGGAAGUGAAGCCAUUGUUUUGGUCAGACGAGUGCUGUUUUCUAAACGUUUGGCAAGCGAGUGUAAGCUUACCAGUUUCAAGUGCGGGCCAAAGUUAUUCAGUCAAGUUGAUUUCAGUAGUUCUACUCUUCUCGCAGUUGUUCGUAUACCGGCGUCUGUAACCGACGAGUUGCCAUCGUUGUUCAGGUUUUUCCACCAUCCUCGUUGCCUCCUCUCUUUCUUCAAGGAUUCUAUCAUGGCCGUCUCUGACCAUCCUGCAGGUGUCCCGGUUGCCAGCCUCCUGCUCAUUCAUUCUCUAUUGUUAACUGACUGCAAUGGUCAGGGCGUCACUCUAACUGCAGCUCCUACAGGACAAGUAACAACAUUCGAAGUGACAUUUGGUGAUGGACAACCUACAGCAAGUGUUAUCGAUUACUUACCUAAAUGCAAAGUGGGCAGUGGAUCAGGACCAUUCAUUCGACUAGAGAAGACUGAUGGUAGUCUAGUGUGGGCUGAGUUAGGGUCCUUCAAAGGUUAUUUCUACGGCAUCAACACUGAACAGGAAGCAAGUUGA